Cajanus cajan (pigeon pea) is the source of this 1875-nucleotide messenger RNA. RefSeq names its product ARG1-like 1 (gene ARL1). The record is from RefSeq and is a predicted model, not a curated record. NCBI's taxonomy places the organism in Eukaryota, Viridiplantae, Streptophyta, Magnoliopsida, Fabales, Fabaceae.
AAUUCCAAUUCCCCCUCCAAUUUCUUCUCCUCUCUCUCUAACUUGUUGCUCUUGUCUCUUCUCAUUUCUCUCUCCUCUUCUAAGCUCAGCUCCAGCUCCAGCUUGGAUCUCACCGUCACCGCCACGCUUUCUCAAUGCUCCAACAUUUCUCCGUCACUCACCCGCGCGGGACCAUAUCACUCCCUCCCUAGCCCUUCCCCUUCCCCUUCGAUCUCGAUUCUCCCUUAGACUGUUGCCUCUCUCUGCGUCGGAACUCCACUUCUAGGGUUUUGCUCGACCCGCGGAAGCCGAAUACGCGCGCGCACCGCGUCGUUUCGUUGACGGCGCCGCAGGAUGACGGGCCACCGCUCCAAGUCCGAGAAGCACGACGGCGCCGCCCAGAAGCAGCUCCGGCGGGACCCCUAUGAGGUCCUCGGCGUCUCGCGCAACUCCACGGAUCAGGAAAUCAAAACCGCCUACCGCAAAAUGGCGCUCAAAUAUCAUCCGGACAAGAAUGCUAAUGAUCCUAAAGCAGCUGAUAUGUUUAAAGAGGUUACCUUUUCUUACAAUAUCCUGUCAGAUCCUGACAAGCGGCGUCAGUAUGACUCAGCUGGCUUUGAGGCUGUGGAAUCAGAUAACCAAGAGUUGGAGUUAGAUCUUUCAAGUUUGGGUGCUGUCAAUACAAUGUUUGCAGCACUUUUUAGUAAACUUGGUGUGCCAAUCAAGACAACUGUAUCUGCAACUGUUUUGGAAGAGGCACUCAAUGGUGCAGUGAACAUUCGUCCACUUCCAUUGGGACAUUAUAUAUCUAAAAGGGUUGAGAAGCAAUGUGCACACUUCUAUUCAGUUACAAUAACAGAGGCAGAAGCACGAGCUGGUUUUGUUUGUCGAGUACAGUCGUCAGACAAAAGCAAGUUCAAGUUAUUGUAUUUCGAUCAGGAAGACAAUGGUGGUUUGAGUCUUGCACUUCAGGAAGACAGUGCAAAAACAGGGAAGGUUACCUCUGCUGGGAUGUAUUUUCUUGGUUUUCCUGUUUAUCGGUUGGAUCAAACAAUGAACUCCAUAGCUGCUGCUAAGGAUCCAGAUACAUCAUUUUUCAGAAAACUGGAUGGGUUUCAGCCUUGUGAAUUAACAGAAUUGAAGGCUGGUACCCAUGUAUUCGCUGUUUAUGGUGACAACUUUUUCAAAAGUGCAAACUAUACAAUAGAAGCCCUGUGUGCUGCCCCUUUUAGUGAAGAAAAAGAAAAUUUAAGAAAUAUAGAAGCUCAAAUUUUGUCAAAAAGGGCAGAAAUAUCAAAGUUUGAGGCAGAAUAUCGGGAGGUUUUGGCUCAAUUCUCAGAGAUGACUAGCAGAUAUGCACAUGAAAUGCAAGCAAUUGAUGAACUACUGAAGAAUAGAAAUGAAAUACAUGCAUCAUACACUAUUACUCCUUUAAGGCGUAGUACAAGUAGGAGCAGAAGUAAAAGUUCUUCCAAGGAGGCAAAAGAAGAUGGCCCAGCAAAGGAAAAGAGGAGUACAAGAGAUCGGCCUAAGAAAAAGAAAUGGUAUAACCUCCACUUAAGAGUUGAUAAAAGAAAGGCUUGCUAAGUUAAGAGGAAGACCAAAGCAACAACCAAAUGUCGUCGGAAGGUUUCGUUUAUGUUUGUCACUCAAGCAUGAUAUCAAGGAUGACAACAACUCAUUGUUUAUGUAUAAUCCCUUCCCCCCUUUUCAUUUGUCUCUCAGUAGCUCAUCUUCAGAAUUCGUACUUGUAAAUUGUUUGAUUUAUUGAAGAAGCAUGGUUAACUCUUUGCGCGGAUUGUAAUUUUUGUUUACAUUACAUGUAAUGGCAAAUUAUUGGAGGAUAGGGUCAGGUAAUUUCUUGCUUAAUUGUACUUUCAUGUUUCCAAAUUUUAA